Messenger RNA from Eremomyces bilateralis CBS 781.70, 890 nucleotides. RefSeq lists its product as uncharacterized. Lineage: Eukaryota; Fungi; Ascomycota; Dothideomycetes; Eremomycetales; Eremomycetaceae. The coding region runs from base 33 to 587 and encodes 184 amino acids. The transcript has a single exon. The record is from RefSeq and is a predicted model, not a curated record.
CAGUCCCUCGCUCCACUGCACCAACCACCACCAUGAAGCUCCUCGCCAUCCUCUCCGCCGUCCUCGGUCUCACCCUUGCCUCCCCCGUCAAGCGCGACCCCGACACUAUCUCCGUCACCGGCAAAGCCAUCACCGCGGCCCUCAACGAACUCGACGUCGCGAUCGUCGCCCUCACCGCCGAAAACGUCGCCACCCAACUCGACCAAAUGGACACCCUUUCCCAAGCCGUCGUCGCCGCCCUUGAAUCCGGCGCCACCAAGGUCGCCGCCUCCCCCAAGACGGAGCUGUCCGGCGCGCUCGCCCUCGCGGAAGGCUCGCAGGCGCUGACCGGCGCGGCGAACAAGACGCUGAGCGACCUGUUGCUGAAGAAGGAUGUGAUCGUGGCGUCGGGGCGGGUGGACGAGGUGCUGGCGCAGUUGGACGCGCAGCAGGCAGGGACGACGAAGUACGUGGAGGCGAUCAUUGGGAACUUGCCGAGCAUUGCAAGCCAGUUUGCGGGGCGGGCGGUGGGGGCGAUCACGUCGUUGUUCGAUAAGGCGGCGGCGCAGUUCGGGACGGAUGCGCCAGCGGCGGCGGCUGGGGCGUGAGAUGCUUGGAUGGAGAUAUAGUAAGGGGAGGAAAGAGGAAACGUGACUAAAUUGAGGAAGGAAAGGAUGAGAAGGAGACUUCUGUUCUUGUAUUGGGGGAGAUGGGGAUCAAAAAGCAUGCAGGUUGUGAGGCAAAUCAGUGUUAACGUAAAUCAUAACUCGAAUGUCUGAACCCUGAGAACCAUGACUCUGCUAGAGACCAAACAAUGUGUAGGACAGUAGGAAACAUCGCUCUAGAACCCAAUGGUUAGUACUCCCAAAAAAUGGUAGAAGAUAUUGUAUAUUGUUGGUUAUCAAGGUGGA